AUGCAUCCACCAAAACCAUGGUCAAAAACCAUUGAGCCAACAUCAUAUGAGCAAAUUUAUAGAUUUGUUGAACAAGCUCUUGAUGAGUGCUCCACGUUUAUCGAUCAUGCCGAAGCUGAUUAUUAUCAAGGAUCAGUAACAUCAAUAAUUCAGUCUACAAAGCGGCCAUUAUCUGUCAUUGCACUUCAGGCAUGGUCACAGCCAUUAAAUCAAUUGCGUGAAGCGCGCUUACUGCAUGAUAUUCGUAACGGCAAAGCAAUCCGAGAAUUACUUAGCGAAGCCAGUAUUGGUGGAUUAUAUGGACCUGUAACCGAUGAAGGUUUAGCUUUAAUGAAAAGAGUUUUGGAUAAAACAACAGAACAACUUUAUGCAACCAUCCCAACGUUAAUAAAUAAAAUAGCUGAUUCAAUGAAUUUAAUGGAACAAUAUUUUCUUUCGUUUUAUGAAAUUGAUCAUAUUCAAGAUAUUAUUCAAAAUAAGAGAAAAGAAAAACUACCUGAUGACUAUCUUGAAACAGCAUACACCUAUGAAAAAUCUCGUUGGUUACAUAUCUUUGAUGUGAAUAAAUCUUUGAAAAUUUUACGUGAAAUGCCACAACGCGUCGAAGAUACGAAAGGCAUUGCACUUUCAACAUUGUCAAAAGAAUCUCAAGAAUUAGCAAGUCGCACUGAUUGCACAUUACUGCCAUAUUUAUUUGCGUUACCUGAAUGUUACUAUGAAGCACGACGAACUUUAGAUUCUCUUCGCACAUGGUUAGAUGAAGAUGCAAAAUACAAUGAUUUUAUUCAAACAUCACUUAAAUUACUUGAAGAAAAAUAUGUUGAAGCAAAAAAAGCUUUCGAAAUAAAUAAAUCUCAAUUGAGUCAAGUUGAACAUCGGGCUGAAUCAUAUCGUUCUCAAUUAAAGAAGCUGGAAAAUGAAAAUGAGAUCAAUGAAAAAAAAUAUGACGAAUUUGAAACGCGUCUCAAUAUAAAAGAACGUGAAUAUAUUUCAAAACGUUUAACGCACGAAGUAUAUGAAGAACAAGUUCAGAAAUUAUUGAAACAAUCUCACGACGAACAAGAUAGCAUUGGACAUAAUUUAACAGUUGGACGUUUUCAACAAGACAUAAAACAACUUUCAAGAGAAUUACCGAAAUUAAAAUCUCAAGUUGAAGCUUUUCAAGCACGUAUAAAUCUUUUUCAAAAGCGUAAAGAUGAAUUAAUUGAAAUGCGCAUUGAAAGUAAGAAACUCGAUAAAGAAAUACAAGUCGUAUUAGAAGAUAAAAUUCUGAAAGAAAAUUAUUUUAAUCGCAUACAACGUUGCCGUGAUAUUAUGCGCGAUAUUUAUAAAUGCCGAAAAACAAAUGAUUUACCACAAAAAAUCUUCUACGAUUUACCAGUUCAUAGUAAACAUAGUGGAGAAAAUGAAGAAGACGAACUUUCCAAAGCAUUCCGUCUCAUAUCAAAGUAUAUUGGCCGUGAUUGGAAUCGACUCUAUUGGCAAUUGCCAUUUUAUCCAACACGUGGUCAAGAAGAAUUGUCCAAAGAUAUACAACAUGUUGAUGAAAAAUAUCAACGUGGAGAUGUUUUUCAAGAUCAAGCCAUGGAAGCAUUAAAUAAAUGGCGACGUUUUCACACACGCGCUAAAGUUGAUGAUCUUAUUCAUGGACUUGGACAAAUUCGUCGUUUUGAUAUAGUACAAUUAAUUGAACGACGAAUAAUUAAACAUAAACAUUUAUUAAAUAUGGAUCAACACGAAGUCGAUCCAAGAAAAAAUGAAAUUGAAAAUUUAAAUCGAAAACUGAAUCGAUUAUUCGAUAAGAUGCGAUCCGGUGUUAUUACUUCGCGAGAAACGUACGUUUAUUCCACGAUUGGACUCGAUCCAAUGAGACCGUCAACAAAAUUAGCUAGUGUAAAUGGUCCAAAUCGUAUUCGUCCUAUUCGUUCGAUAUCAACUAAUCUGGAAAAAUCUACAGAUGAUCACAAAAAUCAAGAGUGA
Messenger RNA from Rotaria socialis, 1980 nucleotides. Lineage: Eukaryota; Metazoa; Rotifera; Eurotatoria; Philodinida; Philodinidae. The record is from the annotation of a GenBank genome assembly.